UUCACUGGGAAGUGACAAUGACCUCACUUAAGGAGAGGCUCUGGUGAACUCUGGAGGAUUUGAGGGAGGAGGAAUUUAAGCAGUUGAAAUGGAUCCUCCAGCAAGCAGACAUCAUGCACACAAUCAUCCCACAUCUUGAAGUCUACCCAGCCAUCCCUGCCACCAGGAUGGAGAAGACAGACAGGCAGGACACAGUUGUUCAGAUGGUGCAGUUCUACGGCCUUAACGGAGCUCUGGAAGUGACAAGGAAGCUUUUCAUAAAGAUCAACAGAAAUGAUCUAGUGCAGCAAUUACCAGACAUCACCUCAGCACCAAGAGUAGUUGAUGUGGCGGCCACCCUUCCUCACCUUGUCUCUGCGGACAGUCAGACUGAAGAUUUGAUGGUGCCAGUACCAAAGCCUCCACGGCCAAUCACGUCAUACCAACAAAUACUCCAAUCUAAUCUUCAGAACCGGUUUAUAUGUGUGCAAGAUGGACCGUCAGAUACGGAGGAUAAAAAACUUCUGGAAGAUAUUUAUACACCGCUUUACAUCACAGAUGGAAACAACAUGACAAUUAACCGGCAACAUGAGGUCAGGCAGAUUGAGAUGGCAUCAAGAAAUCCAGUGGGAACAGAAACAUCAAUCAAACCCUGUGAUAUCUUCAAACACCCUUCUGGAAAAUACAGACCCAUAAGAACAGUGCUAACCAAUGGGAUCGCAGGAAUUGGCAAAACAUUCCUUGUGCACAAGUUCAUCUUUGACUGGGCUGAGAGACAAAACAAUCAAGAUGUACAUCUCAUAUUCCCACUCGCUUUCCGCCAAAUGAAUUUACUGAACGGAAGAAAGUUUUGUCUCGCGAAGCUAAUUCACAAAUGCAUCAGUGAAACCAAAGACAUCAAAGAAGAGGCUCUUAAUUACAUUUUCACAACACUGCAGGAGUCAGGGAACACUAACUAUGACAAGAGUAAAUUUAAACUUUUGUUUGUGUUGGAUGGACUUGAUGAAAACCGCCUUCAACUAGACUUCACUGCCAAAGAAAAACACACAGUCGAUUUGACAAAGUCAACUGGGGUAGAAGAACUGCUUAUGACCCUCAUUAAAGGGACUCUGCUUCCUUCUGCUCGUCUCUGGAUAACCACACGACCUGCAGCAGCCAAUCAGAUCUCUCUUGAGUUUGUUGACAUGGUAUCAGAAGUGAGAGGUUUCACUGACCCUCAGAAAGAGGAGUACUUCAGGAAGAGAUUCAGUCAUGAUGAGCACGCCAGCCGAAUCAUCUCCCACAUCAAGACAUCACAAAGCCUCCAUAUUAUGUGCCACAUCCCAGUCUUCUGCUGGAUCACUGCAACAGUUCUGGAGGAUGUGUUGAAAACCAAUGAGAGAGGAGAGCUGCCCAAGACCCUGACUGAGAUGUACACUGAAUUCCUGGCAUUUCAGAUCAAACAAACAAAAAAGAAGUACGGCACAAAAAAGAGCAUUCAGUACAUCCAGUCACUUGCGAAACUGGCUUUUGAACAGCUUGAGAAAAGGAACCUGAUCUUCUAUGAGAAAGACCUAAAAGAGAGUGGUAUUGAUUUCAGUGAAGCGUCUGUGUGCUCUGGGGUGUUCACACAGAUCUUUAAGAAAGAGCACUUGAGGAAGAAGGACAAGGAUAAGGGUAGGAUGUUCAGUUUUGUCCAUCUGAGCAUUCAGGAGUUUCUGGCUGCUUUUUAUGUGGAGCUGUCACUCAUUAACAGCAACAAGAAUGUGAUGGCUGAAUCCAAACCAACUUCAAAAAGUCUGGGGAUGUUUUCCAGCAAAUCAUCUGCAACAGAGGUCCAUCGGAUUGCUAUUGAUAAAGCCUUAGAGAGCCCAGAUGGAACCACCACAAACAAGGGCUUCAACAUUUUCAUAUGUUCUUUCUGUUCUUUCAUUCAUGUUUUAAGGCUGAAUUUGUGCAAACUGUCCUGGAUAAGCUGUGAACCUCUGGCCUCAGCUCUAAGCUCACAGUCCUCCAGUCUGGCAGAACUGGACCUGAGCAACAAUGACCUGCAGGAUUCAGGGGUGAAGCUGAUUUCCACUGGACUGACAAGUCCACACUGUAGACUGGAAACUCUAAGUCUAUCAGGCUGUCAGGUCGCAGAGGAAGGCUGUGCUUCUCUGGUCUCAGCUCUGAACUCCAACCCCUCCCACCUGAGAGAGCUGGACCUGAGCUUCAAUCAUCCAGGAGACUCUGGGGUGACCCUGCUUUCUGCUGGAUUGCAGGAUCCACAGUGGAGACUGGACACUCUCAGGGUGGACCAUUGUGGAGAGCACCGCUUGAAAUCUGGUCUGAAGAAGUAUGCAUGUGAACUCACACUGGACCCAAAUACAGCACACCGAGGCCUCAUCUUGUCUGACAAAAAUAGAACAGUGACACGGCCAUAUCCUGAUCACCCUGAAAGGUUUGAUGGCUGGUGUCAGCUUCUGUGCAGAGAGGGUUUGACCAGCCGCUGUUACUGGGAAGUUGAGUGGAAUGGAAGGAUUUUUGUUGCGGUGACUUACAGAGAAAGCAGCAGGAGUGGAGACACUGUUAACCGCUGUCUUGGAUGGAAUGAAAAGUCCUGGACUCUGAAGUGCAGUGAUGAGGGGUACAACACUUUGUACAGUAAAGCUAUCACAAACAUGUUGUUCCAACCCCUCGACACUAAAAGAGUCUCAGUGUAUCUGGACUGGCCUGCUGGCACUCUGUCCUUCUACAGUGUCUCGUCUGACACACUGAUUCAACUCUACACCUUCUACGCCCACUUCACGGAACCCCUUUACCCUAGCUUCAGGAUAGGGUUAGGCAGCUCAAUGACACUGUGUCAGAUGGACGAGGAAGAGUUGCCACCUGUAUGAAGAAUUUAGGACUUGUGCUGACUAAGGACGGGUUCUCUCAGGCUUAAUUGGUGGACUGCUGUUGCUGGCAGUCAGUAGUUGCUGGAAAUGUUUCCUAUUUUGUCUCGACUGUUCUGUGUCCUUCCCCAUGUAAUUUUGCUGACCAUUGCACAACAUUUAUUUGCUUUUUAUUUUUUAUUUUUAAUGGCAAGACACAAUAUUUCAAUGCUUUAAUAAAAAAACAAAAUC
Scomber japonicus (chub mackerel) is the source of this 3065-nucleotide messenger RNA. RefSeq names its product NACHT, LRR and PYD domains-containing protein 3-like. The transcript is spliced from 7 exons. Gene Ontology annotation, molecular function: protein binding. The record is from RefSeq and is a predicted model, not a curated record. NCBI's taxonomy places the organism in Eukaryota, Metazoa, Chordata, Actinopteri, Scombriformes, Scombridae. Bases 114 to 2837 code for a protein of 907 amino acids.